Messenger RNA from Stegastes partitus (bicolor damselfish), 2376 nucleotides. Its product is annotated as protocadherin alpha-8-like. The record is from RefSeq and is a predicted model, not a curated record. The coding region runs from base 1 to 2376 and encodes 791 amino acids. The transcript has 2 exons. Gene Ontology annotation, cellular component: plasma membrane. Gene Ontology annotation, molecular function: calcium ion binding. NCBI's taxonomy places the organism in Eukaryota, Metazoa, Chordata, Actinopteri, Pomacentridae. Gene Ontology annotation, biological process: homophilic cell-cell adhesion.
AUGGAACAAAGGGAGUGCGAGCCAAAAAAAGCGAGAGGACGGUGGAUGAGAUGCGUGGUCGCCGUGCUUUUGUGGACUGUGGCCUCGGCGCAGUUGAGAUAUUCCAUUUCUGAGGAAGUGAAAGAAGGUACCGUGGUUGGAAAUGUAGCAAAAGAUCUGGGAUUGGAUAAAAGCACUCUGAAAGACAGGAAGUAUCGGAUUGUUACGAGUGCGGCAGAUCCUCUUUUUCAUGUGGAUCAGAACGACGGCGUUCUGUAUGUGAGCCGAAAGAUCGACAGGGAAGAGGUUUGUGAACGGACCAGUACAUGCGUGAUAAAUCUAAAAACCGUGCUAGAAAACCCGUUGGAAGUCCACUAUGUUGGUGUAGAAGUGCUGGAUAUAAAUGAUCAUUCGCCCACUUUCCCAGAGAAAGAGACGACGUUAGAGAUUUCCGAAUCCCUGUUGCCAGGAGCACGUAUUCCGCUACAACCAGCACGGGAUCCAGACGGAGGUCCUUUCUCUAUUCAGCAGUACAAGCUCAGCUCUAAUGACCACUUUCGUUUGGAAGUGAAAGAUAAAGGAGAUGAUGGCAAAAUACCUGUAUUGAUUGUCCAAAAGUCUUUAGACAGGGAAAUGUCAAGGAGCCACUUACUCAUAUUGACAGCACUAGAUGGAGGUAAACCUCCGAAAUCUGGCGAUAUGACCAUUCUAGUAAACGUUCUGGAUGUAAAUGACAACGCACCAGUCUUUUUUAAAGAUGUUUACUCAGUGAUGCUUGAUGAAAAUGCUCCAGUUGGCACCACAGUCAUUCAGGUAAAUGCAACUGAUUUAGAUGAUGGCCCGAACGGGGAUGUAGUUUAUUCAUUCAGCAAUAGUGUGAAUCGUAAAGUUUUUAAGCUUUUUGAAAUAAACCCAACAACAGGUGCGAUAACUGUUAAAGGAUUGAUAGACUAUGAGGAAAAGGACAAAUAUGAAAUUGAAAUCCAAGCCUCAGAUAAAGGUCUCGCUCCACUAUCCACACAAAAAAGUGUCCUCAUUAAAAUAGUUGACAUGAAUGAUAAUGCACCUGAGAUUGAGGUUACCUCAUUUUCCAGUUCUAUACCUGAAGAUUCCAGACCUGGAACUACUGUUGCUCUUAUCAGUGUAAAUGACUUGGACUCUGGUCUGAACGGAAAAGUUAUUUGCACCAUAGGUGAGGAUGUUCCAUUUGGUUUAUCACCAUCCUUACAGGACAAAAUGUAUUCUCUAGUGACCAAAUCUCCUCUGGACAGAGAGAAAAAGUCACAAUAUAUCAUAACAGUAGCAGCAAAAGAUGCUGGUCAGCCAUCACUGUCAUCUGAAAAGACAAUCAGUGUUGUGGUGUCAGAUGUGAAUGACAACAGUCCAGAGUUUUCACUCAGUCCAUAUACUUUCUAUGUCACUGAGGGGAAUGAUCCAGGAGCCUCAGUGUUUUCUGUGAAAGCUUCUGAUCGUGAUGAGAAUGACAAUGCUCUCAUUUCUUAUCAUAUUGUCAGAGAUGGAAGUGAAGAAAAUAAAGUCACUUCAUUUCUAAACAUAAACUCUGAUAAUGGACACAUAACAGCGCUGAAAAGUUUUGACUUUGAAACACUGAAAACGUUCCAGUUCCAAGUGGUUGCCACAGAUUCUGGAGCUCCGUCACUCAGCAGCAACGUCACAGUCAACGUGUUCAUUCUGGAUCAGAACGACAACGCUCCAGUCAUCCUGUAUCCACUCAGCUCCAACGGCUCUGCUGAAGGUGUGGAGGAGAUUCCCCGCAAUGUCAACGCAGGACACUUGGUCACCAAAGUCAGAGCCUAUGACGCUGAUAUAGGAUAUAACGGAUGGUUGCUCUUCUCACUGCAGGAACUCACUGACCACAGUCUCUUUGGUCUGGACCGAUAUACAGGACAGAUCAGAACACUUCGCUCAUUCACAGAGACAGACGAGGCUGAGCACAAACUGGUCAUACUGGUCAAAGACAAUGGAAACGUUUCACUCUCAGCUACAGCUACUGUCAUUGUCAAACUUGUGGAGCCCAAAGAGGCUUUUGCAGCUUCUGAUGUCAAAAGUGCAGCAAAAGUUGAUGAUGACGACAAUGUGACUUUUUAUCUCAUGAUAACUUUGGGCUCAGUUUCUGUACUUUUUCUCAUCAGCAUCAUUGUGCUGAUUGCAAUGCAGUGCUCCAAAUCCACAGACUAUACUUCUAAAUAUCUGCAAGAGACUAAUUAUGAUGGGACACUGUGUCACAGCAUCCAGUACAGAUCUGGAGACAAACGCUACAUGUUAGUUGGACCCAGGAUGAGUAUAGGAUCUACUAUAGUACCUGGAAGUCAUGCAAAUACACUAGUGCUCCCUGACAGGAGACGUACAUCUGAAGAGGUCCAACCCUGUAUUUAG